AUGCAAGAAACAUACGGCACCAACUACAGCCCUGUAUUCGAUCGGAGAGCUUUGCUUAUAAACAAACACACGAGUAUGGGUUUUGCGCAAGUUGGCCAGAACCCCGUACUUUCUGGUCGUGCGAGGCACGCCUACCAGGAAAUGUCGGACCCAUCUCCAUCCAGGUGCCAACAUAUCUUCCACAAAAUCCACACAGCCCAGCUCCGCCCGUGUCACACGGGUGCGGCCGGGGUAUCAUCCGCUAAGCAGUCAAUCAUCAUCCAUCAACUGCAAUCCAAAGUCGCGACACCGUAG
This is a messenger RNA of Phytophthora nicotianae INRA-310, 294 nucleotides long. RefSeq lists its product as hypothetical. Bases 1 to 294 code for a protein of 97 amino acids. The transcript has 3 exons. NCBI's taxonomy places the organism in Eukaryota, Oomycota, Peronosporomycetes, Peronosporales, Peronosporaceae. The record is from RefSeq and is a predicted model, not a curated record.